AUGCUUGUUCCGCUGGGUUUGUUAAUCAACGGCCCCUACGCUCUCAUAACAACCGCUGUUUCCGCCGAUCUGGGCACUCAUCCAACACUGCAGGGCAAUGCCAAGGCCCUGGCCACAGUGACUGCCAUCAUUGAUGGCACAGGCUCUGUAGGUGAGUACCCGCACCUUAUCACCCUAAACUGUCCUUUGAUCCUGGCAUCGAGAAGUAGGAGAUAA
Dibothriocephalus latus is the source of this 216-nucleotide messenger RNA. Lineage: Eukaryota; Metazoa; Platyhelminthes; Cestoda; Diphyllobothriidea; Diphyllobothriidae. The record is from the annotation of a GenBank genome assembly.